AUGAAUACCCUAUCUUUUCUGUUUGUGACUCUAGAAUUAUUCUUCAUCCUCAGAAGCUCCAGAGCAGCAGAUACCAUCAGGCCAUCCCAAUAUUUGAGAGAUGGGGACACCUUGGUUUCCAGCGGAGGGAAAUUUGAACUGGGUUUCUUCAGCCUCGGCAACAAUUCCAGCAGACUCUACCUGGGAAUAUGGUACAAAACCAUCCCAGUUCGAACAGUUGUGUGGGUUGCGAACAGAGAUAAACCCAUUCUGGACACCCCUGGCACCUUGACGAUCAACGGCACCGGUUGUCUCCUGCUCCUCGGCCGGAAUCAGAAAGUUGCGUGGUCAUCAUCACAACAGGCCAGAGCUACUACUAAUCCAGUAGCACAGCUCUUAGAUACCGGAAAUUUUGUUGUAAGAUCAGAUGAGCAAAAAGACAGCAAUUCUGAAACUGGAAGCAGUCACUAUCUGUGGCAAAGCUUUGACUACAUAGGCGAUACUUUUCUUCCUGGGAUGAAGCUUGGAACAGACUUAAAGACCGGUCUGGUCCGGCGCAUGUCGGCGUGGAAGAGCCCCUAUGAUCCGUCUCCGGGACUGCUUAGCUUCGAGAUAGAACUUAACGCUUACCCCGAAGCUCUGAUGAGAAAAGGCUCAGCCAAGUUUUUCCGAAACGGUCCAUGGAAUGGCCUCCGGUUUAGCGGAGCUCCGGAGAUGAUACCGAACGUGGUUUUCGAUUUUAGGUUCGUUGCCAAUUCAGAGGAGGUGUACUACGCUUACCAGCCGAGCAACGAGUCUAUCAUCUCCAUCUACAAGUUGAACGACACCUCCGGUUCUGGUAUCCGUUACAUUUGGAUUGAAGCUGAAAAGACAUGGAAAACCUACCUGUCAGUUCCGAGAGACUACUGCGACAGCUAUGGUUUGUGCGGUGCGCACGGAAUUUGUGUGAUCGGUGAUCAGUUUCCUGUUUGCCAGUGUCUAAAGGGGUUUACGCCCAAGUCGCCAGAACAGUGGAACAUAAUGGAUUGGUCAGAUGGCUGUGUGAGAAAGAAGCCGUUGGGGUGUGGAAUAAAAGAUGGAUUUCUCAAGUUUGACGGGUUGAAAGUUCCGGACACGACGCGAACUUGGGUGAACAAAAGCAUGCGUCUUACGGAUUGCAGGCGGAAUUGUUUGGACAACUGUUCCUGUAUGGCUUAUGCCAAGGCGGAUGUUAGAGGAAGAGGCAGUGGAUGUGUCAUGUGGUUUGGUGAUCUAGUAGAUAUGCGGCAGAUUCCGGUCAGCGAUCAGGAGUUGCAUAUUCGAGUAUCGCUUUCAGAAAUGAGUAAGGACAGCAACAUAGGGAAUGGUUGCAAUAAAGAAAUGCAAGAGGGAGACGUGGAGUUGCCAACAUUUGACAUCACUAGUGUAGCUAAUGCCACUAAUAACUUUUCAGUUGACAAGAAGCUUGGAGAAGGUGGCUUCGGACCUGUGUACAAGGGCACAUUGUUAGAUGGUCAAGAAAUUGCUGUGAAAAGACUUUCCUUAAGCUCUAGACAGGGUUUGAACGAGUUCAAAAAUGAAGUUGCACUUAUGGCCAAGCUUCAACAUCGAAAUCUAGCAAAACUUUUUGGUUGUUGCAUCGAAGGAGAUGAAAGAAUGUUGAUUUAUGAAUACAUGUCUAAUAAAAGCUUGGACUUCUUUAUAUUUGAUCGAGCAAAAGGUAAACUAUUAGAGUGGUCAACACGUUUUCACAUUAUUCUCGGAAUUGCUCGAGGACUUCUGUAUCUUCAUCAAGAUUCCAGGUUAAGAAUUAUCCAUAGAGAUUUGAAAGCAAGUAAUGUGUUGCUUGACAAUGAAAUGAAUGCAAAAAUUUCAGACUUUGGCUUAGCUAGAUGCUUUGAAAAUAAUCAGACAGCGGCAAAUACAACUAGAGUGGUUGGAACUUAUGGUUAUAUAGCACCAGAAUAUGCUAUUGGUGGGUUAUUCUCAAUCAAAUCCGAUGUCUUUAGCUUUGGUGUCUUACUACUUGAGAUAGUAAGUGGAAAGAGAAAUAGAGGAUUUUAUCACCCAAGCCAUGACCUGAACCUUAUUGGACAUGCAUGGAGGUUAUGGAAAGAAGGCAAACCCUUGGAGUUCAUUGAUGAUUCCUUGUCCAAGGACUUCAACUAUGUAUCUGAAAUGCUAAGAAGCAUCCAUGUUGGACUACUAUGCGUACAACAAGAACCUGAUGAUAGGCCAAACAUGUCUUUUGCGGUUCUAAUGUUGAGUAGUGACACUAUACUGCCUCAACCCAAAAAGCCAGGCUUUUUUUUUGGAUAG
Molecule: messenger RNA, 2277 nt
Organism: Malania oleifera
Lineage: Eukaryota; Viridiplantae; Streptophyta; Magnoliopsida; Santalales; Ximeniaceae
Product: G-type lectin S-receptor-like serine/threonine-protein kinase At4g27290
Exons: 6
Coding region: 1-2277 (758 amino acids)
Biological process (GO): recognition of pollen; protein phosphorylation
Molecular function (GO): ATP binding; protein serine/threonine kinase activity
Source: RefSeq, a predicted model, not a curated record